AUGGAGAGCCUGCUGAAAGAUGCGUUUUUCAGGCCUUUAAACGACUCAUGGAAGAAUUCAAGCAGCGGAUUGAAUAAAACACUAAACCCUCUAAAGCGUAACGAAGAAGUGGCUAAAGUUGAAGUAACAGUUUUGGUUCUCAUCCUGCUGUUCGCGCUCGCCGGCAACCUGUGCGUCCUUUUGGCCAUCCAGACGAGUAAACACGGCCAGUCACGCAUGUAUUAUUUAAUGAAACACCUGAGUAUUGCUGACCUGGUGGUGGCGAUUUUUCAAGUGCUCCCCCAACUUAUUUGGGACAUCACCUUUCGCUUUUAUGGACCAGACAUUUUGUGCCGCCUGGUGAAGUAUCUACAGGUGGUUGGCAUGUUCGCAUCCACGUACAUGCUUGUGCUGAUGUCUGUUGACAGGUGUUUGGCUAUAUGGCAGCCGUUACGGUCCUUACGCCGCCGAAAAGAUCGUUUUUACGUGGUCGCGUCCUGGAUUUUAAGCCUGCUCUUCAGCGUGCCACAGGUGUACAUUUUCUCGCUCAGAGAGGUCGGCGACGGAGUGUAUGACUGCUGGGCAGAUUUUGUUCAGCCAUGGGGCGCGAAGGCAUAUAUCACUUGGAUUAGUCUCACCAUCUAUAUCAUUCCUGUGACCAUCUUAAGUGUUUGUUAUGGCCUAAUAAGUUAUAAAAUAUGGCAAAACUUUAAGCUGAAGACCAGGCGGGAACAGUGCCUGUCGUUGACUCCGCGGCCCAGAAAAGGCAUCGCGCUCUCUCGCGUCAGCAGCGUCAAACUGAUCUCCAAAGCUAAGAUCAGGACGGUGAAAAUGACGUUUGUUAUCGUCUUGGCUUAUAUUAUCUGCUGGACCCCGUUUUUCUUCGUUCAGAUGUGGUCAGCAUGGGAUCCAUUGGCUCCAAGAGAAGCCAUGGCGUUCAUCAUUGCCAUGCUUUUGGCCAGUCUCAACAGCUGCUGCAACCCAUGGAUCUACAUGUUUUUCGCUGGUCAUCUGUUCCGGGAUCUCAUGCAACGCUGUCUUAUGACAUCACACUGUGGCUGUAAGAGAUAUUGGAGAUCUAGGAAGCAUUCAGGCACUGGUGCAAUGAGGAGCACCAGCAGCCAGAAGAGUGUGACACAGACCUCCACUUCAUGAGACACUUCUUCACAGAAGAGAACAUGUGGGAACACUUGCCGUUCAUAUAACCAUCAUGGACUGAACAAUAUGAUAAUAUAAGCUAAAGAAUCAAUCAGUUAUGGUAUUAUGACAGUUGUCAAAAAAUGACAGACACAAUUCAAAAAAUGAAUGCUUGAGUGCUUAACAAUGUGACAUCUUUGGUACAGGAGCAACCCACUGUUCAGCAAUCACAUAACACAAUUAUACACUUAAUUCAAGUGCAAAUAAUCCUGAAUGAUUCAUGCAAAGAUGUCUGGCUUGCUGUCCAUAAUUGAGAUCUACUCAACUUGUGUUCUGAAUUCCCCCCUGGGAAACUUAAUGAAAGUUUCAAUCUUCUGUGAAACACAAGAAGAGAUCUUAGAGUACUCUUAAGAGUUUGAAUUAACUAGUAUUACAUGAUGGUAUGCAUCAGAUUUGAUAAGUUAUCAAUAACAUUCAUUCAGA
Xyrauchen texanus (razorback sucker) is the source of this 1599-nucleotide messenger RNA. Its product is annotated as isotocin receptor-like. The transcript has 2 exons. The record is from RefSeq and is a predicted model, not a curated record. Gene Ontology annotation, biological process: female pregnancy; positive regulation of vasoconstriction; regulation of systemic arterial blood pressure by vasopressin. Gene Ontology annotation, cellular component: membrane. Gene Ontology annotation, molecular function: peptide binding; oxytocin receptor activity; vasopressin receptor activity. Lineage: Eukaryota; Metazoa; Chordata; Actinopteri; Cypriniformes; Catostomidae. The coding region runs from base 1 to 1134 and encodes 377 amino acids.